AUGGAUGUCAGAGCAGAAGACAGGGUGGCAGUGGCCAGGCUGCUGCCCUGCCACUGGGUGUUGGAUGCCACUUUCAGUGAUGGCAGUCUAGGCCAGUGGGUGAAAAACACAUGUGCCACAUGUGCCUUAGCCCCAGUGGUGCUCACACCUCAGCCUCAGCCCCAGAAAAAGUACACAGAUAAGGACUUUUCUGACUUUCCUCUUGGGCAUCUGAGGGAGGUGAGGCUUUUUCUGAGGGGUGGAACUUCAGAUCAGCGAAUGGAUAGUCUUGUCCUCUACCCCACAUACUUCAAGCUCUGGAGGAGCCCAUCAGGGUCCCCAGGACAACUUUCUGACUUCCAUUUUGGGAGUCAGCUGGAGGGGAAGUUUUCUCCGAGGAGAGCAGCUUCAGUUAAGCAGAGGGAGAAACCCCAGGACUGGCCACUCUGUGAGAAGAGAGCUCUGUGGAAGGACAGUGACCUUCCAACAUGGACGGGAGGCGCAGGCUGCACCCUGCCACUCCCUGCUGUCAGCCCUGGAAAAGGAUGUGGGGAGGAGGGCAGGGAAAUAUGGAUGAGGGGCUUGAAGGGAGCAGGAAAAGGUGGAGGGGUACUGAGAGGUGGGCAGGAAGGGGUGGAAAGGGUCGGGGAGAGAGGAGGCCCCGCCCCAUGCUGCCCCUCCUGUCAACCCUGGUCAACCUUGGCAGGGUUCUCGCAUGUGCUUUCCCGACUUGCACUGUGGGAGUCUGAAGGACCUGAGGCUUUUUGUGAGGAGUCUGGACUCAGGUCAGCAGAGGGAGUCUUAGACCUGGCCAAUCCUCAAGGACUUGCAGGCCGCUGACAGGAAGAUGGCCGCUGGGGGCUGACCGUGGCAUCCCCACAACAGAAGAAGGGAGGAGAAGACGAGGAUAUGCCUGCUGCUGGGAUGCCACCUCUUCCCCAGAGUCCUCCUGAGAUUCCUCCCCAGGGCCCUCCCAAGAUCUCUCCCCAGGGUCCUCCACAGAGUCCUCCCCAGAGUCCUCUAAACUCCUGCUCAUCCCCUCUUCUGCGGACCCGAUUGGAUGAGGAGUCCAGCAGUGAAGAAGAGGAGGAUACAGCUACCUGGCAGGACUUGCCAGACAGUGAAUCCUUGCCCAGGUAUGCCCUGGAUGAAAAGGUGGCUGAGUUGGUGCAGUUUCUUCUUCUCAAAUAUCAAACAAAAGAGCCUGUCCCAAAGGCAGAGAUGCUGACGACUGUCAUCAAGAAGUAUAACGACUAUUUUCCUGUGAUCUUCGGGAAAGGCCAUGAGCGCAUAGAGCUAAUUUUUGGCAUUGCCCUGGCUGAGAUGGACCCGGACAACCACUCCCAUUUCUUUGAAGACCCAUUAGGCCUCACCUAUGAGGGAAGCCUGACGGAUGACCAGGGCAUGCCCCAGAACUGUCUCCUGAUUCUUAUUCUCAGUAUGAUCUCCAUAAAGGGCAGCUGUGUCCCUGAGGAGGUCCUCUGCGAAGUGUUGAGUGCAAUAGGGCCCAUUCAGAGGCCAGCAAGAGAAGUCCUAGAGUUUUUAGCCAAGGUAUUCAGUAUCAUCCCUAGUUCCUUUCCAUCCUGGUACAUGGAUGCUUUGAAAGAUGUGGAAGACAGAGCCCAGGCCAUCAUUGACACCACAGAUGAUGCUACUGCCACGGCCAGUGCAAGCCCCAGUGUCACGUCCACCAACUUCUGUCCUGAGUGA
Molecule: messenger RNA, 1689 nt
Organism: Cercocebus atys (sooty mangabey)
Lineage: Eukaryota; Metazoa; Chordata; Mammalia; Primates; Cercopithecidae
Gene: MAGEC3
Product: melanoma-associated antigen C3
Biological process (GO): negative regulation of transcription by RNA polymerase II
Cellular component (GO): nucleus
Source: RefSeq, a predicted model, not a curated record